Molecule: messenger RNA, 1268 nt
Organism: Mauremys reevesii (Reeves's turtle)
Lineage: Eukaryota; Metazoa; Chordata; Testudines; Geoemydidae
Gene: SYP
Product: synaptophysin
Exons: 8
Coding region: 313-1170 (285 amino acids)
Cellular component (GO): synaptic vesicle; synaptic vesicle membrane; presynaptic active zone
Source: RefSeq, a predicted model, not a curated record
CGUCUAGGCCCCUGUCGCCCCCUGCAGGUGGUGGCAGCGCAGCUCCGGAACAAAGUCCACAGCCGGCUCCAGAACAGCACCCCACACGCAGGAGCUGUCCAAGGCCAGGCUACGAGAUCCCGGAGGAGACCUGGAGAGCCUGGCCUCUAGGGAUAGCGGAGGACCUGAGAUGCCGGGUUGGCCCGUUACUCAGUGAGGGGGGAAUGUGGAAAUGACCGAGGUGCCUAAUGACGUCUUUGUCUCGGUGGCGAACGGCCGGCUAACGUAGUGAACGCCGGUGAAAACGAGGUGGUGGCUGGGGGACAAUUCCGGAUGCUCAAGGAGCCGCUGGGGUUUCUGAAGCUGCUGGAAUGGCUCUUUGCUAUCUUUGCCUUCGCCACCUGCGGGACCUACAGCGGGGAAUUCCGCCUCAGCGUUGAGUGUGUGAAUAAAAGCGAGAGCGACCUGAACAUCGAAGUGGAGUUUGGCUACCCAUUCAGACUCCACCAGGUCUAUUUCGACGUCCCAGCCUGCAAGGGGACCGAGGUGCAGAGGAUUUUCCUCAUUGGAGAUUACUCCUCCUCGGCCGAAUUCUUCGUCACCAUUGCCGUCUUCGCCUUCCUGUACUCGCUGGCUGCCACUGUCGUCUACCUCUUCAUGGAGAACAAGUACCGGGAGAACAACAAGGGCCCCAUGAUCGAUUUCGUCGUCACCGCCAUCUUCGCCUUCAUGUGGCUGGUGAGCUCGUGCGCCUGGGCCAAGGGUCUCUCCGACGUCAAGCUGGCCACGGACCCCGACAACGUGAUCGAGGGGCUGGAUGUCUGCAAGAAAGAGGGGAACACGUGCAAAGAGCUGAAGGACCCCGUCAUCUCGGGGCUCAACACCUCUGUGGUCUUUGGCUUCCUGAACCUGGUGCUGUGGACGGGGAAUCUCUGGUUCGUGUUUAAGGAGACGGGUUGGAGCGCCCCCUUUGCCAAGUACCCGCCUGCCGCCCCGGAGAAGCAGCCGGCUCCGGACGCCUACGCCGACUCCUACAACCAGGGCUCCGGCUACGUGCAGCAGGAUUCGUACGGCCAGCAGGGCGGCUACCAGCCGGAGUAUAACCAGCAGGGCUACGGGCAGCCCGACCCCUACGGCCAGCAGGGGGGGUACGGCCAGGCCGCCCCCACUUCCUUCUCCAACCAGAUGUAGGCGGGUCUCUCCCCCAGCAGGGGGCGUCGUGAGGAGAAGACGCCUGUCCCGUCCCACCCCUCCCAUGUCCCCUCAUGUGGGGGGCUGGUGGGGGGACC